AUAAAUCGUCUUUGGGUUCUUGCAGGAGUUAAAGUCCCUCGUAAUUUUCGCUUGUUGGAAGAGCUUGAGGAAGGACAGAAGGGUGUCGGUGAUGGGACGGUGAGCUGGGGUCUGGAGGAUGACGAGGAUAUGACUCUCACACGGUGGACAGGCAUGAUCAUCGGACCUGCACGAACUAAUUAUGAAAACAGGAUAUACAGCCUGAAAGUGGAGUGCGGACCUAAAUAUCCCGAAGUACCACCAACUGUUAGAUUUGUAACAAAAAUUAGCAUGAAUGGAAUAAAUAAUUCCAAUGGGAUGGUAAGUUGA
Messenger RNA from Sinocyclocheilus grahami, 309 nucleotides. Its product is annotated as ubiquitin-conjugating enzyme E2 variant 2-like. The annotation marks the transcript as partial. The record is from RefSeq and is a predicted model, not a curated record. NCBI's taxonomy places the organism in Eukaryota, Metazoa, Chordata, Actinopteri, Cypriniformes, Cyprinidae. The transcript has 2 exons.